Messenger RNA from Didymella exigua CBS 183.55, 1567 nucleotides. RefSeq lists its product as uncharacterized. The record is from RefSeq and is a predicted model, not a curated record. NCBI's taxonomy places the organism in Eukaryota, Fungi, Ascomycota, Dothideomycetes, Pleosporales, Didymellaceae. Bases 230 to 1444 code for a protein of 404 amino acids. The transcript is spliced from 2 exons. Gene Ontology annotation, biological process: regulation of DNA-templated transcription. Gene Ontology annotation, cellular component: Rpd3L-Expanded complex; Rpd3L complex; nucleus.
AGCAGACAUCAUAUAACAUUCUUCACUUUUCAAAAGAGAUAGACACAGGAAUCUGGAGGCAAUCAGGAAAUCCGUGAACUAAUAGCUGGGCUUCUAGGCUUUGUUGCAGUCGCGCCUACCUGUUGGCGCAUCUCGUGCUUUCACUCCGGGGUUUCCAUCUACAAACUACCACUUUCCAUCAAGACGACAUCGUCACCUCACUCAACAACAUCACCAAAACAUCCUGAUCAUGGCUAUUGCGGAAGAUGCGGCGACUGUUCUUGAGCAGUUCAUCCACGAUGUCGCCAAUCUUCCCGCGGAGAUCACGCAUCUCUACGAAGAAGUACAGGCCAAAGAUGCGCAGAUCCACGACCUGCGUGCCGCGAUACAGCAACGCGACAACAGUCUUCAAAAGUUCAUUAAGCUGAACGGUAGUUUGGUCGUUAACCCUAAGGAGGAGCCGUACAAUAAAGUUGUGAUCCAAAACUACGAACGCGCGCAGAUUCUUCAGGAGGAGAAGAUUGGCCUCGUAGACAAAGCCGCCGCGCUCCUCGAUCGAUAUGUGAAGCGGCUGGACAUCAAGCUGCGGGAUCUCCAAAGCGAUGGCUCUAUACCUGCAGACCCGCAGAUGCCUUCUCUAUUGAAGGAUUCACCAGGCAAUCUAGUGCCACCUUUAUCAUCCACGAAUACAGGCGCAAGUACACCGUUACAUCCGGUAUCUGGCAACCAAGGUGGAGGCGCGCCCAACAUUGCACAGGCAGCAGCAAUCGCACGCAUCACAAAUGCGACAAAUGUUAGCGCCAACUCGAGGGCAGCCCCGAUACAGAACAUGCAGACCCAAGCACUGCUCAACCAGCAAAGACUGACCAACGCACAAAGCGCGAUUCAAGCUAGUGCACGAUCAGAACGAGAGCUCUCGGCGGGAAGUGACAGCAAGCGUCGCAGACCAACUGGCAGCAUUGGACCUCUGCCCGCAGCAAAUUCGUCUCUGGGUCGACAAGGCUCAAUUGGACCGGGCACACCAAAACCGUCGACGCCAGGUUCGCGAGCUGGCAGCGUAGGACCGAGGCAUGCACUCACAGUCAAGAAGGCCAAGCCACAGCAGCCGUUGCGCAAGGCUGCUCUGACUGCCAAGUCUGGGGUCAACAAGAAGAGGCGUAAGGGCGGUUCGAGAGCUUCACCGUCUACAACAGCUGAAGAUGAGAGUGUAGCCAGUGAUGCUGGUACCGAAGAUGAGGAGAUGUCUGGUGUGGCGGGAGAAGGAGACGAAGAAGAGUCGGACGACACUAAGUACUGCUUUUGUCAACGCGUUAGUUUCGGUGACAUGGUUGCGUGCGACAACGACAACUGCCAGUAUCAGUGGUUCCACUGGAUGUGUGUGGGGAUCAAGGAGGAGCCGGUGGGCGAUUGGCUGUGCCCUGAGUGCAAGAAGCAGCCGGCACAGAAGAUCAAGCGGGUGCGUUGAAGCUGUGGCGCUCUGCAGCAAUGUAUCGGCAGCGGGAGAGGCGUUGAAAACGGCAACCACGACCGGAGUGUCGCCCAGGCACGGCCACUUUGUUAUAUACCCUCAUGAAAUUGGUUGUCUUGA